AUGCUGCGGCGAACAUUCCUGCGGCGUGUGUGGCUUGGCGGCACGGCGACGGCGACGGCUCUCGGCCACGAUGUGCGGCCGGCCGUCGGUAAAUACAUCAACGUCGUGCCGCCCACAGACAUCGCGGCCGGCGCUGUGCCGCCAGAGGCAAAUGCCGCCGCCGUGCUGCCCGUCCCACACACACGAUAUGGAAAAUGGAACCGGGCACUGCGAAGUGAUAUUUACGAUGAAUUGUUAAAACUACCAUUGCGGUUUAAACUUCACGACUUUUCUAAACUUUGCCCUACAGAAAAAGAAGAAAAAGAAGAACAACAAGAACAACAACAAGGAAGUCAGUUUGGGGUGAUUGGUAGGGGAACUGUGGUGGGAUAUUAUCCACCACUUGGCCCGGCAGAUCCACUUGAUACGAUUCCCUUCUUUGUGCACCGCAAUAGUAAUGGUAUGUUGCCUGGGAAAGUGUAUUCUAUGAACCCGCGAAAUCUGAUGCCGGCAUUCUAUUUACGUAUUCAGGGUGUAGAAGGGGAUCUCUUCCGCUUUGAGGAGGAACUGAUGAAGAUUUUUCCGACAAAAAAGAUAUUUGUGCGUAGUCACUCUAUCUAUGUCUACAAUGUAGGACUUGACGGGAGAAUGAUAUUGCAUCAUUGGCUUUUGGGUUUAGGCUUUUGA
Trypanosoma theileri is the source of this 666-nucleotide messenger RNA. RefSeq lists its product as uncharacterized. NCBI's taxonomy places the organism in Eukaryota, Euglenozoa, Kinetoplastea, Trypanosomatida, Trypanosomatidae. The coding region runs from base 1 to 666 and encodes 221 amino acids. The transcript has a single exon. The record is from RefSeq and is a predicted model, not a curated record.